UCCUAUUUUCCUUUAUUUAUUUUUUAUAACUUAAACCUUUAUAAUAGUCUUAGCGUUUUUAUAAAAAGAUACAUAAAAACAGUUUACGUCAUUCCGAUAUGAAUGAUAAUCGAAAAAGCUCACUUUCUAUCUUGUUGUCGACCCUGACUGCAUAAUACUACUGCGGAAAUAUUAUGAUGAUAAUUAUCAUUAUCAGUUUAUAAGCUAUCUUCUUCACAUGUGGCUAAUAUUUAUGUAAUCUAUGGUCUUGUAUCUAUAACUCUCUACAUCUGAAGCAUUUUAUAUACGCAAUAAGUAUAAAUACCAUGUAUUUCAGUAACUACGGUUAUUUUGUAGAGUUUGUUUAACUGUGACAGAGACAAUCUUGACAAGAUGAAAGCUUUUGUGUUAUGUGGCUGCGUUUUAGCAUGCAUCUUCUAUAUCUCAGCUGAGAUUAUACCGUCAAACCUACCAGGACAGCGAGAGGAGUGGAAGGACGUUGUUAGUUCUUGCGUGCACGAAGCUGGUUUGACUCACAAGGAGGGUUACGAAAUACAAGAGAUUGUAGAUGAAGUAUAUAAACAACCUGGUAUGGAAGAAAAGAGAAGAAAGCAUGGCUGCGUUAUCGAGUGCCUUCUGAAAAGUUUAGAAUGGAUGGAAGGAUUAGAAAUCAAAGAAAAUCGAAUUUCUGGAAAUAUAACCAGAUUGUUAAUUAAUCAUCCCGCAAAAGAAAGAGCACAAGAACUUAUACGUAAUUGUACUCAACAAAUGAGAGAUGCCACGGAAGAAGGAUGCAACAAAGGUUUUGUUGGAUUAGUAUGUACCGUAAAAAAUAUGCAGGAAUGGAAACAUCUUUUCGAUACAUCAUUGGAAGUAUCAUCAUCGGAAGAAGAAGGCGAAGAGAAUUAAAUUAAAUAUAUGUACAUAAUGUAAUUCAUAUCAAGUUAUAAAGAUAUAAUCUAGUAGUUACAAAAUAAAAUUUCGUGUGCACCUUACAUUUUCAUUUUGAUUUAAUAAUAAAAUUUUUUAGUAUAUUCAUAAAUAUAAUAUGUGAAUCAAUUUGUAUAUAUUUAUUAAUGUACAAGUUUGCGUAGUUAAUAUAAACUGUAAAAUAUUUUUUUGUCAAUUUUUCGAUUUUCAGCUUUCUGCCAUGAUAAACUAAUAAUGCAAUAAAAUACGUUUACGUUA
Messenger RNA from Ooceraea biroi (clonal raider ant), 1167 nucleotides. RefSeq names its product pheromone-binding protein Gp-9. NCBI's taxonomy places the organism in Eukaryota, Metazoa, Arthropoda, Insecta, Hymenoptera, Formicidae. Gene Ontology annotation, molecular function: odorant binding. The record is from RefSeq and is a predicted model, not a curated record.